UGCUUAGGAGAUUAUUCAAACAGCAUCUAUAAAAAGCUCUCCACUUCACGCUGUACUCAGAGUGGCAGUGAAGAACACUUGCUGUGGAAUAGCUGGAGAGCCUGUUGCAUGCCAUGACUGUGUUUUACCGGAUACUUCUCCUGUUGUCUGUGGCUGUGGCCUCUGUGGCUGCCCACAGUUCCCAGCGGACAACAAGAGGGUUACUAGAACUGGCAGGAGCCAUCAAAUGCAGCACAGGGAGAUCCGCUUUGGCUUACAUGAUGUACGGAUGCUACUGUGGACUGGGUGGUCAAGGCUGGCCCAGAGACAGGGCCGACUGGUGUUGCCACAGGCAUGAUUGCUGUUAUGGAGAUGCAGAACGUCUCGGCUGCCAAACCAAAACAGACCAGUAUCAGUGGACGUGUGAGGACAAGAAAGCUGAGUGCGAUGAUCUUGAGGACAAAUGUGAAAAGCUGCUGUGCAAGUGUGACAGAGAUGCUGCCAAAUGUCUGAGAAAAGCACCUUACAUCCAGAAAUACGCCCUAUGGCCGGAUUUUAUGUGUGGCUCCGAGCAUCCAAUGUGUAGUAUUUACUGACACAAUAAAUGCACCCUUAUAUUCCAGUGUGCCUUUUACAAAUACAAAAUGUUAAGCUCAUAGCACUUAUAAAACAUGCUUUAUAUUUUGUCUUUCAAGCUUUCUAUAGUAUGUAUCAUUAUCAGGUCUUUUAAUGAAAUUGUGGAAUGCAAUAAGAUGGGCAACAUGUAUUUUUGCAUAUGCUUUAUAUCAAAUGUUAUUUUAAUAAAGGACAAAACUGCUAUUAAAACCUAA
Amphiprion ocellaris (clown anemonefish) is the source of this 809-nucleotide messenger RNA. RefSeq names its product phospholipase A2 group X (gene pla2g10). Gene Ontology annotation, molecular function: phospholipid binding; calcium ion binding. Gene Ontology annotation, biological process: arachidonate secretion; lipid catabolic process; phospholipid metabolic process. Bases 114 to 575 code for a protein of 153 amino acids. Lineage: Eukaryota; Metazoa; Chordata; Actinopteri; Pomacentridae. The transcript has 4 exons. The record is from RefSeq and is a predicted model, not a curated record.